GAGCAGCCGGCGGAGGAGUCGGCGGAGGAGGCCGCUGCCAGCGAGCGGGAGCGGGCCGUGGCGCAGCUGCUGGCCCCGCAGGGCGGGGGGCGCUGCUGGUGCGGCGUGCCCCGGGAGCUGUGCGGGCGCCCGCGCCCGCCCCCGCUGCUGGAGGCGAUGGUCGGAGAGGCUGGGCCAGUGUUCGGGCAGCUCUACGGCGGCGAGCCCGCCGAGUCGUCCAGGCGAGGGAGGUACGUCGUCAUGAGCCUGCUGUUGCAACAGCUCGCGGACGGCUUCUUCGUAAAGCACCACUUCGGGGCGGCCCUCCGCUGCCUGCGGGCCUACAUGGAGCUCUGCGAGGCGCGGCUGCUGUCCAUGGAGUCCGACAGGAAGCACACGCACACCGAGGACCCAGCGAGAGAGGUCCGCGCCCUCCUGCUCCUCCACGACCUGGCCUUGCAGCCAGAGCGCGCGGGCGGCCGCGGGCCCGCGGGCGCGCGCGGCCUCCUGCAGGACCUGCUGCGCAGGUACGGGCGCCCGGGCCAGCUGGCCGGCCUGCGGCUCGCGCUGGAGGCCUCGGCCAUGGCCUUGGAGCGCGACCUCGAGGAAGAUCAGCCGGUCGAGCACCCCCGGGCCGACGCGGUGCUGAAGGAGUUCGGGAGCCAGGAGUUCGAGGACAGCCACCACCUGCUGUAUGCGGGCCAGGAGCCUGGCCGAGCGCAGCCCGUGGAGGACUUCAGGAGCACGGUGCGCCUCGCGCUGGAGCUCCACGUGACCUCGGGGACGCCCCCGACGGCCGAGGAGGCGAUGCAGAUGGUGCUCCAGGGGUGGGUCUGCAAAGCCCCCUGGGAGGCCCAGUUGUGGCUGGUCGGACCUUCACCGCGUCCCUGCACAUCUCGGGGCAACGUAAGACUCGUGCACGCCAGAGCUCGGAGUCGCCGACGCUCUCGGGCGGGCGCGUCCCGG
Prorocentrum cordatum is the source of this 945-nucleotide messenger RNA. NCBI's taxonomy places the organism in Eukaryota, Dinophyceae, Prorocentrales, Prorocentraceae. The record is from the annotation of a GenBank genome assembly.